Messenger RNA from Nothoprocta perdicaria, 1268 nucleotides. RefSeq names its product sorting nexin 12 (gene SNX12). Gene Ontology annotation, molecular function: phosphatidylinositol-3-phosphate binding. Bases 104 to 469 code for a protein of 121 amino acids. The transcript is spliced from 4 exons. Gene Ontology annotation, biological process: endocytic recycling; late endosome to Golgi transport. Lineage: Eukaryota; Metazoa; Chordata; Aves; Tinamiformes; Tinamidae. Gene Ontology annotation, cellular component: retromer complex; early endosome membrane. The record is from RefSeq and is a predicted model, not a curated record.
CGACACCCGGCGCCUCAACGCGAAGCCGCAGGACCUGACGGACGCGUACGGGCCGCCCAGCAACUUCCUGGAGAUCGACAUCUUCAACCCGCAGACCGUGGGCAUGGGCCGCGCCAGAUACACCAGCUACGAGCUCCGCAUGCGGACAAACCUCCCCAUCUUCAAAUUGAAGGAGUCGUGCGUGAGGAGAAGAUACAGUGACUUUGAAUGGCUGAAGAACGAGCUGGAGCGAGACAGCAAGAUUGUAGUGCCACCGCUGCCUGGCAAAGCUUUGAAACGGCAGCUUCCCUUCCGAGGAGACGAAGGCAUCUUUGAGGAGUCCUUCAUUGAGGAGCGGAGACAAGGACUAGAACAAUUUAUUAACAAAAUUGCUGGACACCCCCUGGCACAGAACGAGCGCUGCUUACACAUGUUCCUGCAAGAGGAGACUAUCGAUAGGAAUUACGUCCCAGGAAAAGUGCGCCAGUAGGAGCACCUGGCACUGUCUUCCUCCAUUCCACCCUCCCUCCUGCAAAAAUGACAUUUAUUUUUACACUAAAUCUGUCUCUUCUGAACCAGCUUUUCCUCUCUCGAGCCUCCCAGUUUGUUCAGUAUUUUCCUCUUCUGUAGCUGGCAGCAGUCUGUUCUGCUGGGCUCUGCUCCUGGCCCAGAGGUAUGAAGAUUGAUGGCAGUGAGCGUGUGGUGCUGCGCCUGGCGGCAGGCGCCUCGGGUCGGAGCAGGAACUCGCUUGUGGCGCUGCGCUGUGUGAGCUGCCCGUGUCCCCGCGCAGAAAGGUGUGAGGUGACCUUGCUCCCUGCCCACGCAGCCCCCGCGGGCCGCGCCGGGGAACAGCACUGGUCGCGUUGCUCAGAGGUGGCCCCGAGCGUUAGCGUUGCAGCGAGGCUUGUCCAGAGCAGCGAGUUCUUGGCCCCGCGUCCGCCCCGCAUGAGCCCCUCGUUGUGCACGGUGUGGCGGUGCCAUCCAUGCCGCGGAGCCCCCUGCUCCCCGCUUGCGGAGGAGGAAGAGGAUGGUCUGAGGAAGAGCAGCGGGGGGGACGGUGCCCAGCCCCGCAGUGAGGCUGCCUCUCCCGAAGGGGCUGGUGGCAGCGCGAGGUCAGCGCUGGAUUAGGCGCUCGCUUACGAAACGGGAUAAGGGCCGAUGAUCCUCUCGCCCGCGCUGCCACCAGCCAGGCCGUUGCGCCCACAGGAGACCCCAGGCCAGUCCAGGAACUGUGGGGAGCUGGAGAGGGACCCUGGGCUGUGCCCUGCUGCCCUUUGGAGACCCCUGUG